CAGUCUUGGAGUCUCUACUGAUCACUGCUUUAACUGCCAUUAAUUCUUGAUUAAGGGUGUUGUGAUUUAGACUCCAUCUCGAGUUUAGUGCACAAAGAUUGUUGAACUUGAAUCUUAAGCGUUGAUUACGAUAAUUUUGAUUUUUACAGGAGAUAAAUUAAAAAGGUCGUCACUACUCUUUUUGUUUAUUCUUUUCUUGAUUGACUUUAAAAGCGAGUUUCAUAUGAAGUGAAGGGGGGAUGUUUCUGGGGCAGUGUGCUGUGUAGUCUUUGUGUUCACUGCUUUGUUUGAUGUGGGUUUUCUUUAUUUCUUCGGCUUAAUUUUUUUUGGGGUGAGGAAGAGAAAGGUCAGCACGCUUUUGCUUCCUCAACCGAACAACAGCUUAUUCUUUGUGGGGGUGAGAGUGUGUUUGGUUGCGUGCGUUUUGUUCUAAUCCAUUUCCUGUUUUUGGGGGGUCCUUUGAGUGAAAAGAAUCUCUCUGGUUAUAUACCCUUGUUUUUGCUCUUUUCUUGCUACCUUCCCUUCAUUAGUCUAUUUUCCUGAAGCAAAACGAGAGAGCGAGAGAGAGAGAGAGAGCCCACUAGCCUCACUCUCCCAGCGUGCCAAAAUAUUAAGCCAUAAAAGCAAGAUUUUGCGAUCCACAAGCUAUAAUAAUAGCUCUUUCUCUUUUCCAUUCGGCGCUUUUAUUUGGUUUCUUUUGGAGUCUUUAUAUUUCUGUCUCAAAAGUUUCAGUCUUGAGGGCACUGUGUGCGGCAAACUUUUGCAUCAAGAGUUGGCUAUAAACUCAGAAAAUUCUUGUGCAGCCCCUCAUUCUUUACGGAUUGUUCUUCUUGCCUCUCCAGUACUGAAGUUUCUUUCCUUCUGCACAAGGAAAAACUCCCUUUUCCUUUCACUAACCUGUAAAAAUGUGGGCUUCCAUGAGUCUGAGUUUUGGUUGAACAUUUCAAGCAACAUCACUCUAUCUUCAGCUUCAACUUGGAUUAUAUAUCUGGCUUUGAAGAUCAGUUUUUCUUGGGAACUAAAUGGAGGGGUGUCGCCAGUUUCUUGAUUUGAUUCCAAAAGAGAGGGAAUGGCCUGUUAAAAGGGCAGAAGAAACAAGCCAUGGGCUUUCAGAAGAGAAAAAGCUUGAACUGAGGCUUGGUCCACCAGGUGAUGACUGGACCAUCAAACACAACAACAACAAUAGUUCACAAACAACCUCAAGAGAGAGAGACCAUGAAUCUCUCCUCUCUUUUGGUUACUUUUCGAACAGCUCUUGUGCUCAAAAUCCUGUCCUGAAAUCCCCAUGGCAACAGCAAACCAAGCCUCAUUUCCUUCAUCUUCCUGUCAAGAAGGAAUCACCACACCUCUGUAGCAGUAGAGCAGCAGCAGAAUUGCAGAACUCAGAAAAGAAGGCAUUUUCACCAGCUCCUGCAAACACAGCUGUGCCCAACAGCAGCUGUGCUCAGAAAAGGACUGCUCCCGCCCCUGUGGUCGGUUGGCCUCCUAUUCGAUCGUUUAGAAAGAAUGUUGCAAGCGGCAGUAGUUCUAAAUUGGCCUCCGAGCCCAGCGAUGUGGUCCAGAAUAAAGUUUCCGGUCAAAAGCCUGUCGACAAUGGCCCAAAAACUCUGUUUGUGAAGAUCAACAUGGACGGUAUUCCCAUUGGAAGAAAAGUGGACCUUAAAGCCUACAACAGCUACGAGAAGCUCUCAUACGCUGUCUUUCAGCAUCCUACUGCUGAUCUUGAUAGCGUAAUUGCCAUAUUCACUUAUAGGAGUUGGUGUCAGUGUGUCAAUUUCAAAUGUAUAUCAUGUGCUGAUCUUGUGUUGUGUUUCAAUCGUGUUUGUAGCUCAAAGUGAUUCUUCUGCUCGUGGAAUCAAGGAUGAUGAAGCAGGAGGGAAAGCGAUCGGACGUUUACUGGAUGGAAAUGGCGAAUAUACCCUUGUGUACGAAGAUAACGAAGGGGACAGGAUGCUUGUUGGGGAUGUCCCUUGGCACAUGUUUGUCUCAACCGUUAAGAGGCUGCGCGUGUUGAAAAGCUCUGAGCUCCCUACAUUGUCUCGUGGAAGUAAACAGGGGAAGCUCUAUGUCGAUGCCUCGUCGCGUAAAUGAAAGCUAACGACAUCUUCAAUACAUAGCUCAUAACAAUGGUUGCAGAGGAGUGUUCUGAGGCUAUUGUUGUUUCUUGGAUGCUAAUGUAUUUGUCUGAGAGAGAGGGAAAAGGGUUGACUUAGUUUGCUUCAACUCCCUUCUUCUAUUAAGGGAUGGGGAGUAAGAUAAAUAUAUGUUAUGUUUCUUGAAUUUUAGGCCUAUAUUAUUGUAUAUGUUUUUGUUGUUUGAAUCUUCAUCUCAAGUGUUAAUUUUGGCAAAUAUAUGUCGACUGUGUAUUUUAAGUGAAUCGGUUGUCCCC
Sesamum indicum (sesame) is the source of this 2389-nucleotide messenger RNA. NCBI's taxonomy places the organism in Eukaryota, Viridiplantae, Streptophyta, Magnoliopsida, Lamiales, Pedaliaceae. The record is from RefSeq and is a predicted model, not a curated record.